Cotesia congregata is the source of this 1451-nucleotide messenger RNA. The record is from the annotation of a GenBank genome assembly. NCBI's taxonomy places the organism in Eukaryota, Metazoa, Arthropoda, Insecta, Hymenoptera, Braconidae.
AUGUGUGGAAAAAAAAACACAGAAGUAAUUUAGAUAUUGACAUAAGUGAAUUUGAGUACCCAAGAGGUAACAAAACGUUACAAAAUAUAAACAAAAAGCUUUGGGAAAAUUACUAUGAAUGUUUGAUACAAAAACAUUCCAAGCUUGGUCCAGAAAAAUCAUUAGAUCUUUCGUCAUUAUCAGUAUUAGAAGGAACAUCUAUAACUAUAAAUUGCGACAUUUGUCUUUCACCAAAUGAUGUGUAUACGAUUGAAAAAAUCGAAUGGGUUUAUCGAGAUAUCCGUAAUAUUAAUGCCGAAGAUACGCAAAUAGAUUUAUUAGACGAAAAUAAUAUAAUGUCAUAUGAAAAUGGAAAUUUAACUCUUUACAAUGCUCAAAGAUUUCAAGAAGGUUUAUAUUGGUGUAAAAUGGGUGAUACUUUGUCAAAUUAUCAUUAUCUUUAUGUUACUGACGAAAGUGAACCUAUAAUUAUGGUACGACCAGAAGAAGCAUUAAAUGCUCAACAUCCUGCACCACCUUUAAUACUUCAUUCAUAUGGAAUAAAGAUAUUUUCAUUAUGGUCUCCAUGGUCUCCUUGUUCAUUGUGCGGUAUGGUUGGUACAUGUGUAAGAUAUGGACACUGUACAAUAUCUCUUCUAGAGUUUGAACAACAAGAAGAUGAUAAAGUUGAGUCAAACGAAGCUCUAUCUACAGAAAAAUCGAUUCUAAAGAGAUCUAAAAAUGAAACUGAUAGUAUCAGUGAGCAACCAGCAGACUAUGUCAAUGAACGAUUAACAGACGAAGAAAAAAUUUUGCAUAGAAAAUUGAAGAGACUAGCGGAAAAUGUAUUGAAAAUGUUUCGAAAUAAAUUACCAUGUCGGUCGUCAUUUACUCCUCGAUUAAUCCAAGAAAUUCCAGAAAUAAAAAACCGUAAAACAGAAAUUAUGAAGAAAUUUUGUAAAGUUAAAUGUCCAACUGAUGAGAUUUAUGAAGUACGAGAUCGAAACGGCAAGGUAAUAGAAACAGCAAAUAAUAGCGCAGGGAUAUUUUCUUUGGCUCAAGGUAUACCAGAACUUCAACCAUCAGUAAAACGUGUUACUUUAUAUGAGAAACAUGGCUAUAGUUUAAAAUUAAAAUGUCCAGGAAACAUGAAUACUGAUUUGCCAGUAGUUUGGAAAGUUGGAACAAAAAUUUUAGAUCCAAAUUUAAUAAAGAUUCAAUCAGGUGGACGUAUAUCUAUAGAUUCUCGAGAACAAAUAAAAUUCAAGUCCUUGCGAUACGCCGAUAUAAAUAUUUACAGUUGUUGGCAAAGAAAUACUCUAAGUGGUGUCAUUCGUUUGGAAGUAUCAUAUGAGAUGCCUAAAAAUCUAGAUUAUCGAGUUAUAAUGCUUGGGGCAAUUCCUUUAGUCUCAGUAUUUCUGUAUGUUUACUAUCGCGCUUGGGUGGGACGUAAACGUAACUUAUCCCUUUGA